Corythoichthys intestinalis (scribbled pipefish) is the source of this 958-nucleotide messenger RNA. It is a transcript of the gene gstt1a, whose product is annotated as glutathione S-transferase theta 1a. Gene Ontology annotation, cellular component: cytoplasm. The record is from RefSeq and is a predicted model, not a curated record. The transcript has 5 exons. Lineage: Eukaryota; Metazoa; Chordata; Actinopteri; Syngnathiformes; Syngnathidae. Bases 38 to 766 code for a protein of 242 amino acids. Gene Ontology annotation, biological process: glutathione metabolic process. Gene Ontology annotation, molecular function: glutathione transferase activity.
CGGCCUUGGGCAACUCUCGUGUUGUCAGUCAGUCAAAAUGGAGCUUUAUCUGGAUCUUCGCUCUCAGCCCUGCCGCUCCGUCUUCAUGUUUGCCAGGGUCAAUGCCAUUCCCUUUGAAUUCAAGCUGGUGGACCUGGCAAAAGGGGAGCAGUACAGCGAGGAGUUCAGUAAGAUCAGCCCCGUAAGAAAAGUUCCAGUAAUGAAGGAUGGGGACUUUGUUCUGACAGAAAGUGUGGCCAUCCUUCAGUACCUGGCUGAGAAGCAUGCAUCCCGUCUCCCUGACCACUGGUACCCGGCUGACCUACGGCAGCGCGCGCGAGUCAAUGAGUAUCUAUCCUGGCAGCAGAUGAACCUGCGAGCCCAUGGGUCAAAGGUCUUCCUGCUCAAGAACAUGUACCCGGUGGUAAUGGGACAGGAAGUCCCUGGGGACAAGAUGUCAUCGGCCGUUGGAGAGCUGACCCAGUCUGUGGACACCUUGGAGAAGCAUUUCCUCGGUGAACGUUUGUUCCUGUGUGGCCCCUCAAUCUCUCUGGCUGACCUGGUGGCCGUGGCUGAGAUCAUGCAGCCGGUGAGCAGCGGCGUGGACGUGUUUUCGGGGCGUCCCAAGCUGUCAGCGUGGCGCGACCGCGUGAAAGAGGUGGUUGGCGCUGCGCUGUUUGACGAGGCCAACGCAGCUAUCAUGAUCCCUGGCGGUACGGCGCAGGCGCUUCGCGAAGUAGCACUGCCGGAUUCCUUGAAGGACAGAUACAAGAAACUGUUCAUGUGAAAUGUCAAUAAAAGCAUAAAAAGGUAGCCUACUUUUUUUUUUUUAAUUUAAAGAAGCAUGUAAAUCAUGCAAACACAAGGUGACGCUGUUUCAUGUGUGAAUAUGCGUCAAUCAUCGUUUAACUUGUUAAACCGUUGCUGUCAUUGUGUGUAAGUCAGCAGCUUGAGCGGAUUUGGGUGGACUCACUCAAUG